AUGGCUGAGCCACGACACACCGGAGACUAUGUUCGAGUGCAAACGAACAUUGAUCGAAAGAAAUAUGGCAAACGCAUCGUUCCGAUGAAAGUCCUCCAACUUGGACUCGGACGGACAGGUACCGAAUGUAUGAUUCAAACAUUGGGUGGAUGCGAAAUCAAGACACUGAGAAUGCGCCUCCAACAGCAACAUCAACAGCCCUCCAACUCCUCGGCAUUCAUGAAUGCUACCAUGGCUGGGAUCCCAUCUUCGCCAACCCGCGAGACAUGGAGAUGUGGUCUGAAGCCCUAGAGGCGAAAUUCGACGGCAAGGGCAAACCGUACGGUCGUGAGGAAUUCGACAAAUUACUCGGUCACUGUCAAGCCGUGUCCGACAUACCAGCGAUUCUCUUCAGCAAGGAACUCAUCGAAGCGUACCCGGAUGCCAAAGUCAUUCUGACGCAUCGCAAUUUCGACACGUGGUUCAAGAGUUGUAGUGAGAGCUUGGAUGUUGCUCUGGCUCAUCCGAUCAAUUUCGGAGUCAUGCAGCCUCUUGUGACGCUGUUCAAGCGGUAUGAUCGCUGGACGAGACCGACUUUGCUCAAGACUUGGAGGAUUUUGUUCAAGGGAAAUUUCCAGGCUAAUGCGAGGCAAGUGUGGAAUGAGCACUAUGAGCUUGUACGUUCAUUAGUGCCACCGGAGCGACUGCUAGAGUACAACGUCAAAGACGGCUGGGAUCCGUUGGUGCAAUUCCUCGAGGUGCCGCAUCCUGGUGUUGAAUUCCCGCAUGGGAAUACUACUGAUGCGGCGCUGAAGCGAGCUGAGUCUGAUUUGGCGCAGACGUUCAUGUACUGUAUGAAGAGAGCUUUCGGGAUGUGCUUCGGAACGUGGUUGGUAUAUAUCCUGAUCCGACGCUGGGUGGUUGUCAAGAGCAUGGGCUCGGGACAGUCGUUGCGCAAAAUGCUGGCCAAUUUUCUAAUUCGAGCGUGA
Messenger RNA from Lecanosticta acicola, 968 nucleotides. The record is from the annotation of a GenBank genome assembly. NCBI's taxonomy places the organism in Eukaryota, Fungi, Ascomycota, Dothideomycetes, Mycosphaerellales, Mycosphaerellaceae.